AAGGACACAUAACCAGAAUCUUAAUAAGGGGAAGUAUGCAGUCUGUACCAACCAGCUGAAACCUGGACACGUCUGGGAACUUUUGCCGACUUCACAUUUUCAACAUAACGCUUAUUGACAUUGUUGCAUCUUUCAAUUGGAGGGAAAGCGAAAGUUAACCUCACAAGAAAGCAGUCAUGGAGAUGCAGAAGGUCGCCGCGAAGGAAGAAAAAUGUGAAGAGGGUCAAGAAUCAUAUGAAAGCAUGCUGGAGGCCAAAAGCAAAGAGGAAUCACACCGAACCCACUACAGUGAACUGGAAAAGCCAUCUGAGGAUGUUUACGCCGAGGCUUGUUUUGGUGCUAAAACCAAAACCCAAGGUGAAGACAAACGGUCUCAAGCUGCCAUGAAGCGUUACCGUAUCGGAUGCCUGAUCCUGACUCUGGUCUGCUUGGUGCUGCUGCUGUUCGUCAUUGUCCUCGUCGUCAAACUAGUCCAAGCUGGAUCCACUGCCUGCCCAGAGAAUCCGGUUCCAGGGCUUUACAACAUGAAUCAGAGCAAGACUAUCCGUACUCAGAAUCCACAUGGGUGUUAUUGCUGCCACAAGUGUCCCACCGGGUGGGUGAGGCUGGACCAGUCGUGUUUCUACCUGUCCACUUUCAGGCUGAGCUGGGAGCAGAGCCAGAAGAACUGCUCGGCGGAGGGAAGCUCUCUGGCUGUGGUCAGCAGCCAUAAAAUUCAGAACUUCCUGACUCAAAAGGGGAAAGACAUAAAGUACUGGAUUGGCCUGAGACUCAUCGGAACCACAUGGACAUGGGUCAACAACACUGUGGUUGGACAGAGUUACUGGAGAGACAACUCCACCCACGGCGACUGUGGGAUACUGAGCAGUGGCGACCAGACAAAGAACAACUGGAUGAAAUAUUCAUGCCGAGCUUACACUUACUACAUCUGUCAGCUCCAGCUCUAAACAGCCAUUCUAGAAAUUAAGCUUUUUUUUUAAAUAGAUGCACUGCAAUUAUAGCACAGUAUAUUGUUACUGCUAUCUUUUCUUUUUAUAUAAACAUGUGGCCAUAAUAUUAGGUACACCUGCACAUUCACAAGUAGGUAGAUACGCAAGAUAUAUAUAUUUUACUCAAUAAUUUAUAGCUACAGUUAUAUAAACUACCAAAAAACAAUAAGAAAAUAAUGAAUAAUAUGAAUGUUAUCUUUUUGUUCCUUUUUUCGGCGAGUGUAUAUGUCAUUAUAAUGAAAAUUUUGUGUUUAUUAUAACAAAUAUAUAUAUUGGAUUGAAUUGAAAGCACAGUACCGAUUUCCUGUUCGAGACAGGAAGUGUACUUUAUUUUGCGAUACACCUCCAAAAGCCUACACACUGUACAGAUCGAUAGUAGCUCACUCAAAGUGGAUUCUAUUUAGACUGUUCAUUUUGAUUUUUAAUUACCCACCAGCAGAUUCAAUUUCAUUUUUAUGCUUCAUUUUCUAACUCAUUAAACAAAAAAGCUAA
Messenger RNA from Doryrhamphus excisus (bluestripe pipefish), 1481 nucleotides. RefSeq lists its product as uncharacterized. Lineage: Eukaryota; Metazoa; Chordata; Actinopteri; Syngnathiformes; Syngnathidae. The record is from RefSeq and is a predicted model, not a curated record.